Molecule: messenger RNA, 1598 nt
Organism: Anopheles coustani
Lineage: Eukaryota; Metazoa; Arthropoda; Insecta; Diptera; Culicidae
Product: RNA-binding protein 24-like
Exons: 8
Coding region: 744-1598 (284 amino acids)
Cellular component (GO): cytosol
Molecular function (GO): RNA binding
Source: RefSeq, a predicted model, not a curated record
UUGUCUGGAAAGCUAGUGCCCGUAUCGCGUCUGAUUCGUGGAAAAGCGUGGAAAGUUGAACGAUAGAAAAGCAUUAUCCGUGGUCAUCGUUUGCAUCGGCACCCCGAUAUCACGCGUAUCCGCGAGUCAUAACCGCAUAUCGGCACCGUGAGACGACGUUCAGUAGUUGUUCGAGAAGGAAGAGUAUAAAAUCAAACGUGAAAUCUCCCAUUUGAACACAGUUUGCAAAUCGUCCGGUUCGACGUGUGUGCUUAUUAAAAGUUUUGGUGCUCAGUUAGUCAUCGUCGCCGUUACAUAAAGAGCCUCAAAAGUGUGCGGGUGUGAUACAGCGAGGCAGGAAAGAUAAAUAAACGAAUCGAAACAAGCAACAACCAAAAAAAAAAAAAAACAUUGAAUCUCCCAGGAAACUCGUGGCGCAAAUUGUGCAGCGGUGAAUGUCCGAACCGAACCGUUCGGCAUUGCUUUGAAACGCAGGAAAAACCGACCACGUGAGGUUGGUGAAAAUCUCGAAAAAGCUCAUCAUCCUCCGGCGGAGUCCGUAAGCAGCAGCAGCCGGCAGUUCCCUCGGCAGGCCGCAAACGCAAAUUGAGGUUGCCCGCAGUCGGAUAUAGAGAGAAAACCAGCAAGGAAGCAACAUCGUCUAGUCAACUUCAGGGAAAACCCCGGGCCCGGAAAACUCUCGAUCUCCUUUUGUGCACCAGCGACACCCGGUGUUGGUGGAAGCGGAAAAGCUGGAUUACAAAAUGCUGAUGCAAGUGUCGCCGGAUGCGGCCGACGCCGCUCUAGCGCUGGUGCAGUCCGGCAACACGGGCACGACGGCGACGUCGCAGAGCUCACAGAAGGACACCACCUGGACGAAGCUGUUCGUCGGCGGGCUGCCGUACCACACGACCGACAAGAGCCUCCGGGAGCACUUCAGCGUGUACGGCGACAUCGAGGAGGCCGUUGUGAUAACCGACCGCACGACGAACAAAAGUCGCGGCUAUGGAUUUGUGAUUAUGGGCGAUAGGAUGAGCGCCGAGCGUGCCUGCAAGGAACCGAACCCGAUCAUCGAUGGCAGGAAAGCGAACGUGAACCUUGCGAUACUGGGCGCCAAACCGCGAGGCAACGCUACGCAAGGAUUCCCCUUCGCCACGGCCGGCCUGCGGACAGCGGGAUACCCAGUGCUACCGGGACAGUUCGGAGUGCCACCGUCAUACAUUUAUGGAACGCCGUACCUGGGAACGGCAGCCGGUUCCACCGGAGCAGGCUCCGCAUCCGGUUUGGUUCCGAUUCCGGCCACGCAGCUGUCUCAUGCGGCCGCCAUUGCUGCCGCCACUAAUCAGUUCUACGAAUACCAGAACGCGGUAGCAGCAGCGGCCGCCGCACCCUAUCCGGGUCAGUACAGCACAGGAUUCGACGCUUAUCCUUACGCGUCCGGAGCUUCAGCCGGAGCUGCAGCAGCCGCCGCGCAGUACAUGGCGGCGCCGUACACGUACGCCACGCUGCCACAGGCGAGUGCGGCCGCCGCAGCCGCCGCCGCGGCCGGUGCCUUUCCCGCCCUUUCGCCCUAUCAGAACGCGACCGGCGCUUCGCUCCAGGAGGCUAGACUGCAAUAA